GAACUCUCCGACGCCGUACUGGAUGUUCAUCAAACUCUGUCGAGGAUGGCGGCGGGGUCUGCCACAUACGGCUUACACAUGGCGAGUUGCGGCGGCACAGUAUCAUCAUGGCAGUCUCCCCGCCUCCCAAGUGCCUAUCACGCCCAAACUGCAGUUCAUAAACUCUGUAUCGACGGAUGGCCAGAAGGUUCCCACCUAUAGGGUUCUGGAUGGCAAGGGCCAGUUGAUAGACGGAGCAGAGCUGCCGGACCUGGGCGAGGACAUGGCCACCAAAAUCUACGAGAAUAUGGUACUCCUGCCUACUCUGGACGUCGUCCUCUAUAACGUCCAGCGUCAAGGCAAGAUCUCUUUCUACGUGACUGCUCAUGGGGAAGAAGCCACCAUCAUAGGCUCAGCUGCCGCUUUGGCGGACGACGACGAAGUCCUGGGUCAAUACCGCGAGAUGGGAGUCCUUCUAUGGCGUGGGUUUGGCAUAGAGGCCGUAAUGAAUCAAUGUUUCGGUAACGAGGGCGACACAUCUGGGAAAGGAAGACAGAUGCCUGUGCACUUCGGUUCCAAGGCCAAGCAUUUCCAUACCAUUUCAUCCCCGCUCGCAACCCAAAUACCGCAAGCUGCAGGCGUCGCGUACGCGUUGAAACGCUCCAAGCGCAAGAACUGUGCUGCCGUCUUCUUCGGCGAAGGCGCUGCUUCCGAGGGUGAUUUUCACGCGGGAAUGCUACUCGCAUCGACGAUCCCCUCGCCGACUCUUUUCCUCGCGCGAAAUAACGGGUUCGCCAUCUCAACGCCUGCGAGCGAGCAAUUUGCGGGGGACGGCAUCGUCAGCCGCGGGCCUGGGUACGGCGUGGAGUCUGUGAGGGUGGACGGGAACGAUGUGCUGGCUGUUCUUGGUGCGGUGAGAGAGGCAAGGCGGAGAUGCGUCGAGACCGGGAAGGGUGUCCUCGUGGAGGCCAUGACAUACCGCGUUGGUCACCAUUCGACUUCGGACGACUCCUUCGCAUACCGCGCACGCCAAGAAGUCGAGGAGCGUAAACGCAUCGAUAACCCGAUCGCCCGUUUUAGGUUCUGGUUGGAGUCGCGGGGCUGGUGGAACGAAGACAGAGAAGAAGAGCUCAAGGCACGGCUGAAGAAGGAGGUCAUGAGCGCAUUCAAGAAGGCCGAAAGUCUGAAACGCGCCGAACUUAGUGAACUAUUCUCGGACGUGUACGCUGGAGAAGAGCCUUGGAACAUUCGGGAGCAGAGAGAGGAGUUAUCGAGCUUGCUCAAUAAGUACGGGAAUGAGUGGGAACCGUGGAAACAGGAGCUCGAGAAGUUCAAGGGUCGGGGCGAAGAGCUCAUGGGCACAAAGUAAACAUGUAUAUGCACGUGUGCACUGCAUGAUCAUUGAUGGUCAAGCAAAAUCAAUGUGAGGAAG
Messenger RNA from Punctularia strigosozonata HHB-11173 SS5, 1411 nucleotides. RefSeq lists its product as uncharacterized. NCBI's taxonomy places the organism in Eukaryota, Fungi, Basidiomycota, Agaricomycetes, Corticiales, Punctulariaceae. Gene Ontology annotation, molecular function: oxidoreductase activity, acting on the aldehyde or oxo group of donors, disulfide as acceptor. The coding region runs from base 23 to 1348 and encodes 441 amino acids. The record is from RefSeq and is a predicted model, not a curated record. Gene Ontology annotation, biological process: branched-chain amino acid catabolic process. The transcript has 11 exons.